This is a messenger RNA of Condylura cristata (star-nosed mole), 1788 nucleotides long. Its product is annotated as collagen alpha-1(XVII) chain-like. The annotation marks the transcript as partial. The transcript is spliced from 9 exons. The record is from RefSeq and is a predicted model, not a curated record. Lineage: Eukaryota; Metazoa; Chordata; Mammalia; Eulipotyphla; Talpidae. Gene Ontology annotation, molecular function: 2,4-dienoyl-CoA reductase (NADPH) activity. Gene Ontology annotation, biological process: fatty acid catabolic process.
AGUGAGGACGACUGUCUGCCCGAGUACCGCCACCUCUUCAGCCCGGACCUGCUCCAGGACAAGGUGGCCUUCGUCACGGGCGGAGGCUCCGGAAUCGGGUUCCGGAUCGCAGAGAUCUUCAUGCGGCACGGCUGCCACACAGUCAUCGCCAGCAGGAGCCUCCCGCGAGUGUCGGUGGCCGCCAGGAAGCUGGCUGCUGCCACCGGCCAGCGCUGCCUCCCGUUGUCUCUGGACGUCCGAGCUCCCCUGGCCGUCAUGGCCGCCGUGGACCAGGCCCUGAAGGAAUUUGGGAAGAUCGACAUUCUCGUGAACUGUGAGUCGCCGCCCAGUGAGGCCAGGGGGCUCGUGGCCACCCCAGACUCAAAACGCACUUUGCUAAAUUCACGGGGAGAAAAAAUUCCCGCUGCUGAAUGGGCCUCCCGCCCCGCCAGUCUGCAAGAUCCGCCAUUAGAGCUGGCGGAGGGCCUGGCCCUGCACCCCCCACCCCACGCCUGUUCGGGCCACUCAGCUGCUGCAGGCUACCAUCCUUUCCACGAUUGGGGAGCCCUUUCCCUGGACGGCGACGGGGACGGCCUGGUCCGCACCGAGGACUUCGUGCAGUUCGCCACCGUCUACGGCGCCGAGCAGGUGAGUGGCGCCUCGUCCUGCCACCGGCACCCUCCUCCAGCUCCCCGCCGCCUCUAUGGGAGGCGCAUCCGCACCCCCGCGGGGUGGGGGGCCCAGGGCCUGGCAGGGAGCCCCCUCCCUGCAGGCGGCCAGGCUGGCAGCCGGGCCGCCUGUUCUGAGCAGCGCUGGGCUGCGCCUGGCACACGGGCCUUGCGGAUGCGGCUGGUGGCUGGUGGCUGGGGAGGCCCCCGAACCUCACUUCCCGCUGGAGCGCCUGCGGAGGCAGGGCUCGGUGGAGGAGAGCAGGCCAGGAGCACCCCGGCGGCCAGUGCGGUGUGCAGGGAGGGGCCCAGGCCGGCCCUGCUGCUCCGCUGGCCAGACCAGCCGCUGGCCCUGAAGCGCCUCCUCGCAGAGGAGCAUCAGCGACAUCCCCCUGCGGGCACCCCUGGCUUUCCAGGGAAGGGGCCGCUGUCCAGGGUGCCUGUGUCGGGUCCCGCACCCUCCUCCAGGCUGGGUGUGGAGGGCCCGUCCCCGAUGGGCCCCCGGCCAGAGGCCCGCCUCAUCCUGACGGCCUCGGAGCAGCCCGUCCGGCCGCCUGGCCGGCUGGAGCGUCACCCCUCUGCGGCGCCCGGGGACAGACUGCAGUCCUGGGAGCUGGUGCUGAAACGAGCCGGCCAGCCGCCCCCGACUGCCCCGCCCUCCGCCCGGGGAACGGUGGGUUCCUCCCACCGACAGGUGCUUCAGACCUGGAGGCGUGCCAAGCUCAGCUCAGGUGUCACCUGCCCGAGAUGCCGCCCGGCCUACGCCCAGGCACCCCCCAGCCCGCGGCGGCCCCAAGGCGCCCCGUGGGUGCCCUGCGGCCAGUGGCCACGCAGGGGGGGCCAGCGCUCGGGCUUCUGGCACAGGAAAGCCCUGCUGGACACCGAGCGGCGCUGGCUGCCUGGCCCUUGCAGAAGCCGAGCCACGUGGUCUGCAGAAAGAGACGCGGUUCCUGGGCUCCGUGGCCGCCACGGGGUCGCCAGCGCCAGGUGCGGUCUGGCGGGCGGAGGCCGACCGCUCGCUUCCGGAGGGAAGCUGCAGCUGCGCCGGCACCUGGAUGCCCUGAGCUGGGCCCUGCUCACCGCGGCCGUGGGCCAGCCCGGUCCCGUCCAGCAGCCCCAGCCGAGGCCCCGCAGCCGGUGA